GAGGGAAGAAAGAAAUCCGGGGCAGAGCGUGGAAGCAGCUGGGGUGGUUAUUGUGGAAUUAGACAGACGAAAUGACUAGUGCAACUGCUGCCCUGACACCUACUACCACGGCCCUAUUUGGCGGUGCCCAAACAAGAGGAUCGAGGCAUUCGCCGGAAUUCAUGAGGAGGACUUUUCCUCUUUCGUGCCCAACCACGGCCACUAGUGAUAGCUGUGCCCAUGGCUGGAGUAUUGCUGCUCAUCGUGCUCACAGACGCUCCACCCUACUGGUGUUUUCGAGGGCGGCUUCCUCUGCUUCUGCGCCCGAGACUGGCAAAGACAAAAAGAAGCAGAAGAAGAAGGAUAACUACGAUGACGAGGAGGAGGAGGAGGAUAAUGUAGACGGCGUUGGCAACCCUAAGAAGGAACAGCCUUCUUCUUCUUCUUCUUCUGUUUCAGUUAUGAGGAGGCUGGACGACGUGAAUCCAGUGGGACUGGGAAGGCGGUCGAGGCAGAUAUUCGACGAGGUGUGGCGCAAGUUCUCCGGAUUGGGACAGAUCUCCAGGACGACCCGCACCGACGAUGAGGCCAGCCUUCUCAUUAGGGAGGGUGGUCCCAUGUGCGAGUUUGCCAUCCCUGGGGCCCAGAAUACCACCGUCCUCGUUGUUGGUGCCACCAGCCGCGUGGGUCGCAUUGUUGUCCGAAAGCUUAUGCUUAGGGGUUACACUGUCAAGGUUCCUUUGCUUGCCUCUUCACAUCUCUCUCACUUGAUAUGAUUCCGCUUAUUAAGACUCUACUCAUGAAUCAUGAUGCUAUUCCUGCAACAUUAUUCCUAAGCUGACAAAAUAUUCUACUGAAUGGAUAUGCACAACUUCCACAUCUUUGAUUCUUGUAUGCAUGUUGCAGUAAGCAAUGUUUCUUAUUAGUGUU
Messenger RNA from Ilex paraguariensis (yerba mate), 909 nucleotides. NCBI's taxonomy places the organism in Eukaryota, Viridiplantae, Streptophyta, Magnoliopsida, Aquifoliales, Aquifoliaceae. The record is from the annotation of a GenBank genome assembly.